Molecule: messenger RNA, 1486 nt
Organism: Musca domestica (house fly)
Lineage: Eukaryota; Metazoa; Arthropoda; Insecta; Diptera; Muscidae
Product: sodium channel protein Nach
Exons: 8
Coding region: 36-1400 (454 amino acids)
Biological process (GO): sodium ion transmembrane transport
Cellular component (GO): membrane
Molecular function (GO): ligand-gated sodium channel activity
Source: RefSeq, a predicted model, not a curated record
CGGUCAUUUAAAGUAAAAGGUAUCCUGAAGUGAAAAUGAUGCGUCUACGUGAUGUGGCUAAGGAAUAUUUGGAAAAUUCCACACUGCAUGGAGCACGUUUCAUUGUCGACAAGGAAUUAACCUGGAUGGAAAAGUUGUUUUGGGCCGUGUGUUUGGUGGCCUCGUGGUUUGCAUCGUGGAAGUUGAUUAAAGUGUCGUUGGAUGCCUUCGAAAACAAUGCCAUUAGUUUUGGUGUCGAAUCCAGUUAUCGGGAUUGGGAAACCAACUUCCCGGCCAUUGUGGUGUGUGAAUCCAAGAAUAUGGAUCGUAUACAAGAGGUUGCGGAACAACUCUGGGGCGCCGAUCAUGAUUUCACCCUGGAAGAAGUUCUCAGUGAAAUUGCAUUCUUUCGUGGCGAAUCCUAUCACACGGUGCAUGAAUGUGGUGGCGAAGAGCCUUCAGAGAAUUGUUUCUACAGUAAUUUCUCGUACUAUGCUCAGUUGGUGCGCAGCAGCUGUGAGAGUACCAUCAAGAAUUGUAUGUGGAACAAUAAACCAUUUCAGUGUUGUAAAUUUUUCCAUCGCAUGGAAACGGAGUUGGGUUUGUGCUAUGCCAUUAACUCGCUGCAGGCGGGGAACAAUGAAGGACCUAAGCUGAAUAUGUGGUCAAAUCGCUAUACUGGACCGGGAAAUUUGAAGUUGGAUAUUCACACAGAAGCUGUGGUUUUCAUUUUGGGCGAAGAGGAAGUUCCCACAUUGGUCACCCCAAAGACUGACUAUCUCAUUGUGAGUCCCUAUAUAUCCUUUGUUCGCCACAUUGCCAAGCAUGACAUUCAGAAUGACGAAGAAAUUCGCGACACGAAAAUAUCGCAACGCAAUUGUCGCUUCAACGAUGAGAAUAAUUUGGAUGUGCAUCGCUACUACAGUUACAGUGCGUGUACGGUGCAGUGUCGGAAGGAUAGACAGUUGGAAUUGUGCAACUGCUCCAGUCACUUGGCCCCCAAUACACCCAGUCAUCAGAUGUGCAACAUGGAUGGUUUGGAGUGUUUGAAUCGCAACUAUGAAGAUUUAUCGGUGAUUAUUGCCAAAUGGUCGAAGAGUCGUCGUGGUUUGGUCUGUGAUUGUUUGCCCUCGUGCACGGAGGUGGAUAUUACAACGGCGGUGGAUAGCAAAGAUAAUAUUUACAGUCAAAUCCCAUAUUCCAAGGUGGAAAUAGCUCUGGUGGAAUUGCCAACGGAACGUUAUAAACGAAAUUUGGUCAGAGGAAAAUUGGAUUUGGUUGUAUCAAUUGGUGGAACUACUGGUUUGUUUGUGGGAGCCAGCCUCUUGAGUUUUGUGGAGAUUUUGUAUUAUGCCACUAUACGUCCUUAUGGCAGCAUGAUGGCGAAGAAGCGUCAAUUACGUCAGCAAAGGCAGCAGUAAUUCAAGUGGAACAUUUAUUAAGUUUAACGAAAAAAAUUGGUUGGCCGCACGAUGAAGAUAAUCAAAACUGUCAACAACUUUCAUGU